Cylindrotheca closterium is the source of this 2334-nucleotide messenger RNA. The record is from the annotation of a GenBank genome assembly. Lineage: Eukaryota; Bacillariophyta; Bacillariophyceae; Bacillariales; Bacillariaceae.
AUGCCCCUUGUGGUGUUCGAGAUUGCACGGGUCUUUACUUGGGACAACACCGAGUGGUUGUUGGAGCAUGUGGGCGGUUGGCGGACCCCAGAAGGGAGGUUUAGACUCAAGGCGCUGAUGCUGAAUCGGAUGAAAGCUGAUACUGCCUCUGGCGAGCUCCUCUUCCGUGGUUAUGAUGAUACUCCCUUUGACGAAGCGAUCUAUGGUCGGAACCAUCUUUUACGUAUGCCGGGCGCAACAAAGUUGAAGCCUGUCCCUGCACUUGUGCCUGUGAGAUGUGUACCAGGGCAACGGUCCUCCUGUCGGAUGAUACGGCCCCUGACGCCGUUCCACAACAUUUUCCCAAUCACGGAGGCAGGGUAUGGAGACUGGCUGGACCAUACAAUCUGUUGCUCUAGCGUAGGUGUGUCCUUCCGGACAGACUAUGUGCUUACGAAGUGGAAACCAGGCCCUUCUUAUCCCGCCAAACGUAGGUGGUUUCUCGAGUUCCGAGAGCAUCGUCACUACCCUCAGUGGAUACAGAGUUUUGAAGAGGUUCCGUUCGAUGAUGGUAACGUAUUACUUUACAGGGAACAAAGGCCGACCCGGGGCAGAGCUACAAACCAAGAGGCGGAGAGAGCGGCGAGGACCCCCAUGACGUUGGAAAACGAUACGGAACGAGAGCUCGUGUCCCCAGAUGCGUUCUUUCGUGACAAAACGGGAGAGAGAAAGACCUUGAAGAGUAAAUAUCAUGCGACAAAGAGAACAUCUCCGUUGGAAGAACGGUACCCCUUUACAGACGGGGAAGUAACGGCGUGUGACAAUCCUUCUGGCUUCCUGACUGACCAUGUGGACAUUGACUGGGCAGGGCUCUACAAUAGCGAGAAAAAAAUUGUGGUUAUCGAUGCCCCGAUGGGAUCGGGGAAGACACAGUCCCUGGAAAGCUUGAUUGACACUCUGGAUCACAACAGUGUGGCAGAGGAACCACUUCGGUGUUGUGUUGUAUCUUUCAGGCGGCUACUAGCGAAGCAACAAGCUAUGCGUCUUGGCAUUACGAACUACUUGGAGUUGGACAAGGACCAGCUUAUGCAAAAUACAGGGUUUCAGCAUCUUGUGAUUGUGAAAAAUUCACUGUGGAAGCUAGGAAGAAAACCGUUUCAUGUCAUGGUAUUAGACAAACAGGGGAUGCUCAGGAGGCAUUUCUUGAGUCCAAUUGUGUCGCAGGUUCUUCCGAAGGUCUUCAGCCGGUUCGUUGAGCUCAUACGGGAGGCCGAACUAGUGGUACUUUUGCAGGACAACGUGUCAAGGGAGGAUGUCCAGUUCUACACGACACUGGAGGGUGUGGAGGCUGAUAAUAGACGGUACGUGGAGGCGAUACGGUUCAAGAAAGACAUCGUGGUCCAUCCUAUGCAGUACACCACUCAAUUGGCUGCCGCCGUCGCUCAGGUCCUUCAAAGCUACGAAGAGAAUGUCGAGGAAGUUGAUGACGGCGGGGGCAAGGCGCUUGUGCAACCAUUCAUGAUAUUUUGUUCCCAUGUCAAGUUUGCGAUAUACCUUGUCUCGAAACUGCAGGAGAAGGCUCGUCAGUUGGGUAGCGACCCAGAGAGGGUCAAAGGCAUGUGGUCGUCCAUUCGAAUGAGUGCCUUCUGUGCGGAGUUUGCCAACGAUCCAAAUGAAAAUGCGAGCAGAGCAGACGUCCUUGUCGUGGGUGCGGGGUUUUCCAUAUCCAAACACUUCCAUUUUUUCUUUGCUUUUCUAUUCAAUAGGAUCCUCUCUCAUGAAGAUGAACGCCAGUUCACCCGUCGUUUGCAAUAUGUCAUGGAUGGUUUGCCACAGAAUGCGAAACGGCAGUCCUACAUGUACGUUCAGGAAGGGAACGGAAUUCCAUUUGAGUAUGAAACGGUGUUAAAGGACAUGGCUACAGUUAGGAGCAAGCUGCCCCAGCCGGCAGAGGAAAUUGAAACCUCCUAUAUCGCAGUGGAGGCAGCACUCUGCCUUGAGGGGACGCUGGCGAGGGUGGAGACCGAGAGGGCUUACAGUUCAGCGACCAUCACACGCUUUGGAAACAAUAUGAUGGAGGCUGCUUCUGGUGCGGAGCUCAUGUGUGCUGGUGCCGCGUCGGAUAGAGUGAGGACGUUACAAGAGGACUUCAGGAGGGAGGAUAUUGCUAAAGGGAUUAUCAAGAAGUGGGAACCUGAUACAGCCAAGUAUACCAAAUUUAUUGGGAAUAACAGUGCAAUCGUCAGCGUUGUCAGGAAGGCAAAGCAGUUACUUUGUUGGCUGUGUUACUUAUAUCAAAACAUUAGGGGUGGGGAAUUCGUCACCACUGAAGCAUCUAUCCCAACGGAUCCCUAA